Rattus rattus (black rat) is the source of this 4266-nucleotide messenger RNA. It is a transcript of the gene Tafa2, whose product is annotated as TAFA chemokine like family member 2. Lineage: Eukaryota; Metazoa; Chordata; Mammalia; Rodentia; Muridae. The record is from RefSeq and is a predicted model, not a curated record. Gene Ontology annotation, molecular function: receptor ligand activity. The coding region runs from base 1488 to 1883 and encodes 131 amino acids. The transcript has 6 exons.
UGCUCUCAGCAUCUGCAGCCACUGCUGACAGAAUUGGGAGGGAGACGGAGGGAGUCAGAGCCUCCCGGUCCAGCCAUCCCAUUUUACUGCUCAACUCAGCCUGGAGUGUCAGAACCCAUCUCUGCCAGCCUUCUCUGGGUUUUGUACAGUGGGGCCAGUCGCUCCCAAAGGCCAGCCAGCUGAGUAGAACGGGGGUCUAGGGUGGACCGUCAGGGUUCUGCCCGUUGGGGGUGACUUUCUAACAUUAUCUCGAGUGCAUUUGAACAGUACAACGCUUGUGGUGGGACUCAGAGAGGGGAAUGCUUUGAUUGCUUCUUUUUAAAAUUUGGCUUCUUUUUCUUCUGGUGAUCUGGAUUUGUUUCCUCGGGGCCCCUCCCCUUGUUCUGUUCUUUCUCACUCCCGCCUUUGGCGAAGUGACACAGGCGACACCUGCUCGCUUGUGUCUGCUGUUGGAACUCGCACCUCCACGGUGGUGAAGGUGCCGGCGCGCUCGUGACUGGGGGACAGCAGAGGGUUCCCUCCCUUGGAGCACACGAUGCCUAGAGUGGCGGCGGGUGGGCUGCGAGAGGCUGGACCGGCUGCACUUGAAGGCGAGAUCAAGGGGCUGCAGCUGGCCAGGAGUUGCUGCUAAGUGGACGCGACCCGACGGCGCCCAGGUGUCAGGGAGGGCACCCGUGGGACCCGAGUGCGAGCUGCGGGAACGCAGGCUUCUCUCGGGGAGGACGUCGGCUGAGCGCACAGCCCGCGAGCCUGCUCAGAACCUGUCCACACCGGAGCCUGCAGACCUAGGACAGCCGGGGAACUCGAGGAGUGCUCGGCGGAGGCUGCUCUGCUGAAGGUGAAUCACCGCGUCCAAUUGCCUUUCCCUAGAGAACCCGGGGGAGGGCGGGAGAGGGGGAACGUGUGAGCGCGCGUUUGUGUGCAAGGGAGAGACGACGCGGGGCGAGAGGAAAAGUCCUCGCUCGCCGCUCAAAGCAAACAAAUCGGAGAUGGAAUAAGAGCGGCGGUUGCUGGAGCCCGCCUGGAUCCUCGCAGUCGCGGGAGCCGAGCGCACCGCGCGCAGCGCAUCGCCGGGGACAGCGGGCGACCGCGGGCGCCGCCGGGGGUUUUGGGGACUUUGGCUCUCCCCCUCGGUCAACAAACCUUCUGAUUACUUUGACACUGUGGGAUAAAGAGCAGAGCCUAGGGACCGGCCUCGCGCGCUGCAUCUUCCUUUGGCUUCGGGGAGGGGGGACCCCAGCUUGUAUGUGAAGACACUGCCGAGCCCCCUUUAGCCUUCGGAGGAGGCGGCACUCACGCGUACGCAGGGCCACACUCGCUCGCCCUCCGCGAGCACACACCGGUGGACUUCAGGUCCCUAUGCCCCUGGAUGGUGCCAGAGGACCGGCAUCUCGGAAGCGAUGCAGGAGCGGUGAGGCUGGCGUUGGCCCGCGGAAGCUACAGGACCAUCACUAGGUGCUGCCGCCACCGGGACGCCCGGCUGCAGGAUGAAUAAGAGAUACUUACAGAAAGCAACACAAGGGAAGCUUCUGAUCAUUAUUUUUAUAGUGACCUUGUGGGGGAAAGCUGUUUCCAGCGCCAACCAUCACAAAGCUCACCAUGUUAGAACGGGGACUUGCGAGGUGGUGGCGCUGCACAGAUGCUGUAAUAAGAACAAGAUAGAAGAACGGUCCCAAACGGUCAAGUGCUCCUGCUUCCCUGGGCAGGUGGCAGGCACUACCCGAGCUGCUCCAUCUUGUGUGGAUGCAUCCAUAGUGGAACAAAAAUGGUGGUGUCAUAUGCAGCCAUGUCUGGAGGGAGAGGAAUGUAAAGUCCUUCCAGAUCGCAAAGGAUGGAGCUGUUCCUCUGGAAACAAAGUAAAAACAACUAGGGCAAACGUGUAAAACUCUUCACGUUGGAAUGGCGGAAAUAGAAAAAGGAGGUUUCUGCAGUGCCUGGUGACAAUUUUUGAUUUUCCACAUUCAAAAUUAUUCUGGCUCCACGCUGGAGCGGUGGUUAUGGCGAAUCCUAGUGUUGGUCGGAUUCUGAGGAAGGGACAGAAGUGUCCUUGAGAAGUAGAGAUCCCAAACAACUCCAGAAAUGAGCGCCUGUCUCCUCAUUUCUCACAGAGCAGCAGGUAACUCAUUAACGACUCCUAAAUCAAGUAAUCCUCAAGGCUGGGUUCACGGAGACAUCAGCAUAGAAACUGGACUCCUACAGUGACCUGGAAGAUUUUUAUAACUCUCCGAAGAGACAUUUAAAACCCAUUUCCAAGGAAUUCUAUGGCUUGUCCUCUAAUUCCUACUGAAACUAAGACUUUAAAGAAGUCUGAAGUGAACUUUGGGUGCUGAAGACUUCGUCAGCUGUGAACUGUGCUUGGCUCAUGAUGUUUCUGAGGGAAGCGGAACUCUGCUCUCACGGAGCCGGGAUAGGGUUGGUUUUCUGGGCUGACACCAGAGACCGUCACCUGUAAGAUUUUCUGGCCUCAGCUGUGACUGCUCUUGUGUCUGAAGCUGUCUCCCAAGCACACUGUCCCGUCAUGGAUGUGCUCCUGGCUCCUUUCUUCCUUGUCUAAUAGGACUGUGCACAGCUUUGAUGACGUUCCCUUUGCAAACUCUUCCGGCAUGGCAUAGACCGAGACAAUUAAUUUUAUUGGUAUUCUAACCUUGAAACCCUGAAAGCCUACAUGUUUUAACAUCUUGCUUUUGCCUCUGUAAAAGGAAUAGAAGUAUUUAUCCACGGAUAAUGAUACUCAUUGGCAAAUCACAGUGAUCUGACUACGUCCCUCAUAAAAGAAUGUGUAGGCGAGCUGGCACAUUUCCCCAAGGCUAAUACGGACUGCAGCUCUCUGACAGUUAAACAGAUAGCAGUUAGGACUGGGUUCCAAUUCCCAUUACACAGUACUCUGUGCCUCCAGUGCACCCUUCCUUCCAGUUUUUUUUAAAGUGUAUUUUCUUUUUUUAUAUUUCCUUUUACUUUCCUUCACAGAAAUCAUCAAUGUACAGUCAACUUAGCAGGUAGCUUUUGAUUUAAAAAAAUAAAAUAAAACAGGCCAGGGAUGCAUGUGCUUCUCUAAUUUCUCAUCACUUACAUUUCUUCUAGCAUUUUCUUAAACUAUCCUUUCUGUCUUGUUUUAAUAUCAUCUCUUGCUCGAUUCCAAUGACUGCUUGAAUGCUUAUAUAUUUGUUCAGUCUGUGGAUAGAAAAAAAAAUCUGUUGAUUUUCCUUGACCACAAAGGUCUAAAUACGUGCUUAUGGUUGUUCUAUUCAAAUAAUUCUUGGCCAGUAUUUUGUCCAUAUUUUCACUUGUGCUUUUAGUUCUUCAGGAGUUUUCUUACAAAUAUUUAAAGGCCUUAAACAUUGAUUUACCUUUUUCUAAGUUAUUACAGAAUGUAUAAUUUUGUACGGCAUUUAUUUUGUUUCACUUGUGAAGCGGGGGAAGGGAACAGUGGUUACGGCCACCCUAUAAUAAUAGUACAAUGUAAACCUAUAGUUUGAAGGAACAUAAAGGCAAGGGUUUUUUCCAUGUCUUGUUUAUUUUAACUUGAUCGAAAUGCUUCACAGAUCAUGCCAUUAGAUGGUCCAUCAUUUUAGUAAGAGAGUGAAGCUGUUUGGGACUUCUUGUAUUUCUAGAACUCAUUGGCAAAGCCAGUUAACCUUGUGUUGGUUUCUAGGAUGGAGGUUCACAUAUUCUAGAGAAGAAUCUGUAUCUGUUAGUCUGUAACAAUACUCAAAAAGAGUCACACGUUAACUAGAACCCUUUAGUAGGAAGAAGAGCUAAAAUUGUUAAAAAGUGUUAAAAAUUAAAUCGGAAAAAACCACACUUUUAAUACUGAGCAAAAGUCAACUGCCUCAUGAAUAUGUGGAAUGAAGCGAUUCCCACCUCACUUUUAACUUAAAACCUGUUGGGUGGUCCAAGUCUACACAGAGUCAAAAUGAGAGGAGUAACGAUUGUGCUGCACUUUCUCUGUCAAACGAAGCACCACUACUUCCUCUGGAACAAAAAUGAAAAACUAUCAUUUGGGAUAUUAAGAAUUUAUCCUAGGUUUGUUUGAAAUUACGAAUCAUGCUUCUCAUUUUGAAAACUAUGUUAUUUAAACCAACGCUGGAAUUUCUGUAUUAUAUAAAAGUGUAAUACAUGUCUAUCGAUAGAAAAAAAAUAAAUGGAAUUUCAAAUAUAUGAUCUAGAAUAUUCCCGGUAGAUUAAUGUUGUGACUAUUCGGAAAAAAAUAAAUAAAAUUGGAAUAUAAAGUGGACUCACUUUCACAAGUAAAAUGUGGAGAAUCUG